Caenorhabditis auriculariae is the source of this 2188-nucleotide messenger RNA. NCBI's taxonomy places the organism in Eukaryota, Metazoa, Nematoda, Chromadorea, Rhabditida, Rhabditidae. The record is from the annotation of a GenBank genome assembly.
AUGAACAGUUCCUGCUCGGAUGAUAGCUCGAUGGGAAGCAGUGCAACGAAUUCCUUGUUCAACUUGUCUACUGUGACAAAUGAGCAGAUGAAUUCUCCAACAUCUCCUUUCAGCCCCCUAGAAAGAACAAUGAGGUUUAGAUUUUUGAUGGGCGCUCAUAUAUGUUUGCAAGAGGAUUAUAUUAAUUUGUAGAUGGAAACAAGCCAAAAGUGAUCCGCAAAACGAGGAAGAGUUUGGAUCUAUUGCUCAGACCUACGAUCAGCCGCUCAUUUUCAAGUUCUACCACCCGCCGUCAGAUCCGGCAAAAGUAGUGGCAAGGAUUGGAGGCAAGAUCUGAAAACGUUAAGGUUUGUUUAAAUAAAAUCAACUUAAGAUUAUGAAGACGUGCCGGUUGACGAGUGGCUGAACUGUUUGGGUACACAAGAGGAGCUUCUUUCAUCCAACAACGUUCAUAUUGAAAUCGACGUGUUUGAAGCGAAACCCAUUUGGGAAGUUAAGGUUUGUAAAUGUUUUGCUUGUGGAUUAAGCCAUGUGAGUUCGAACUUUGAGGUGGCAUUUGACGAAUUGUUGGACAAACAGCCGCCACGAAAUACCGUUGCUCGACUUGUGAUUUCUUUAUUCGAUUUCAAAUAUGCUGACAAGUUUGCCCCCGCUUUGAAAAAGCAUUAUGGAAGGUCCAUGAAAUUUAUUAAAAAUUCCAUCUUAUUUCAUUUUUUUCAGACUUUUCGAGCUUAACGUGGGCAUUCCAAACAAGCGGAUAAAACCUCAGGUGUUUAUUACAAAUAUUUUUGGAAUUUCUUUUCUCUCUAGAGUCCUGAUUUUGAAGCAGAAUGUGUGAUGGAAUUACUCCAUCAGCUUUUGAAAGAUCCAUUCGAAGGAUCUCCUAGGACUUUAAGGUUUUUUUUUCAGGUGUAACUGAUGAAUUUAUCAAUCUUCAGAGUUCUUCGUGUCUUCCCUUUUUUGUGUGUUGGUGAAGAUCUGGCCAGGCUCAUAAAUGGAUGCAGGAAUUUCAAGCAUCUCACACUAUCCAAUGUGAUUUUCUGAUUUGAAGUAUCCGGCAAUAACUCCUUUUUUGCAGAUUUCAUCCAUGAAAAAAGGAAACUUCAAUAAAGUUCACUCGAUUCUUCUGGAUGGCUGUGAUAUGGCGGACACUUGGCACGAUAAAGAUUAUGCCAAGGUCUUUUCAAGCUUAUCGAAGUCUUUUUCUGUAGUCUGCGAGCCAAAUUUUUUAUUUUUCUUUACAGAAAAUGACGAUUCUCUUCCCAGAAGCUGUUUAUUUCGGGUUCACGCGUUGUGCUUUCGAUGUGAUCAAUACCGCACUCAAGUUAUUUUUUCUUUUUUAUUUGAAUAUAAUUUUAUCGAUUCAUUCAUAAGGAAUCAAAUCAAUAAAAUAUCGCGAGGUUUUUCACUUUCGUAUAAAGCACUUUCUGAAAUUCUAAAAGAAAUUAUCGAUCGUAGUGAUCCGAACUUGCACUUUUCUUUUUAUUUCAGAACUUUCGCUUCUGACAGAAUCGGCGAGAAACGGGAUUCGGUACAUUUUUAUCAGUCGUACCCUGAUUUCGAGAAGUAAUCAAGUUCAAAUAGUUUCAAUUUUUCGGUUUUCAAGGUUUCUGAUGGUCGCCACUAGCUGGUUUGAGAAGAUCGGCGAGAAUCGGCAGGAAAAAACCAUCGAGGUUUUUUUCUUCUUUUUCUUAUUAGCAAGUGAUUUUUACAUUAAAUUCAAGUUGUAUUUUAUGAAAAAAAGAAGGGAAGCGACGAUACUGUAAGUCUAAAAAAAUUGAUGGAAGUUUCUCGACUGAUUUUUCAAAUAGUUUAUUUUUAAAAAAAGGUCGUUUUUCUAGUGAAUUAAUACUAAAAAAAUUGCAUGUAGAUUGAAGUGAGACACAAAAAAAGUUCUGAAAUAACGAAAAUAGAUUUUUCAUGCAAGUUUUAAUUUGAAAUUUUUUUAAAAGUAGCUCAGUGCAAACUAAAAAAAGAUUUUUUUGAAUGCCAAAUAAAGAUUUUUUUAAUGGUAGAAAUUUUUUUAUUAACCCUAAGGAUAAAAAAAUUUUUUUACUGAAGCUGUCACCUGGAAGAAAGUUGAAAAAAAGUCCAUUAUAAAGAUUAUUUGCAGCUGAUUGGUCAUGAGGGAGGUCCUCGCGUCGUUGUUCAUUCGUGCGAUUCCAUGUACCGCGUUCCACUUUCUUGA